CAUGCCAGCAAGUGGCGUCGACGAUAGUCCAAAAACGCCCCUCUUGCGUUUCGCAAAAGUAUUGCAACACCCAAUGGAAGAUAAAAAUAGAGCAAUUUGACAACUAGACACAUUCUUUCCAAAAACGAUUGCAGCGCAAGUGGUGUCUCUUACACCUUGAGUGGUGAGGGCGGAGAGUAUAAAAUGAGGGGGAACCAGUCCAGUCUUUACCCGGCUUUCAAUUGGAGAUAGCAGCAGCACCCAAGAACUCUCUAAAAAUGGCAUUCGCUGGAAUUCUCGCCGACGCUGACUGCGCCGCAGCCGUCAAGGCUUGCGAAGCUGCUGAGUCCUUCAGCUACAAGGCCUUCUUCGCCAAGUGCGGCCUGUCCGGCAAGUCCGCUGACGACAUCAAGAAGGCUUUCUUCGUGAUUGACCAGGACAAGAGUGGAUUCAUUGAGGAGGAUGAGCUCAAGCUCUUCCUCCAGGUCUUCAAGGCUGGAGCCAGAGCUCUUACAGAUGCUGAGACCAAGGCCUUCCUGAAAGCCGGUGACAGCGACGGUGAUGGUGCUAUUGGAGUUGAUGAGUGGGCCGUUCUUGUGAAGGCAUAAUCUGAUUCUGUGGAACCACAGUUUCUGAGUACUGAGGAUGUGCUGUCUGAGUCAAAUAGUAUAUCUUUUUAUAUGCAUUUUAUUUAUAAAGUAACAGGCAAUAUUGUAACUCUAUCCGAGAGCAUUUUCACUGUCACAAUUUUUUUUUUCUUUAAUGCAAUCAUCGCAUACCGAAGAGGAGAAAAUACACCACUGCUCAUUUGUACUUUUGUAAAAUGAAAUAAACUCUGAUUUGGUUUAGAAA
This is a messenger RNA of Gadus morhua (Atlantic cod), 831 nucleotides long. RefSeq names its product parvalbumin beta. The record is from RefSeq and is a predicted model, not a curated record. Gene Ontology annotation, molecular function: calcium ion binding. Gene Ontology annotation, cellular component: cytoplasm. The transcript is spliced from 5 exons. NCBI's taxonomy places the organism in Eukaryota, Metazoa, Chordata, Actinopteri, Gadiformes, Gadidae. Bases 258 to 587 code for a protein of 109 amino acids.